Messenger RNA from Kazachstania africana CBS 2517, 3465 nucleotides. RefSeq names its product Avo1p (gene AVO1). Gene Ontology annotation, molecular function: phosphatidylinositol-4,5-bisphosphate binding. The record is from RefSeq and is a predicted model, not a curated record. Lineage: Eukaryota; Fungi; Ascomycota; Saccharomycetes; Saccharomycetales; Saccharomycetaceae. The transcript has a single exon. Gene Ontology annotation, cellular component: TORC2 complex; cytoplasm; plasma membrane. Gene Ontology annotation, biological process: TORC2 signaling. Bases 1 to 3465 code for a protein of 1154 amino acids.
AUGGAUACGGUAACAUCAAUAAACAGACUGAGGGCUCAGUUUUUCAGGGCCUGUCCUGAAAAGGAUCAAAUGAAUAGAAUUAUUCGACCAUACGCACCGGGCCAAAAUGUCAACGGUAGUUUUGAUACUCUGGAUACGAAUAUAAGAGAGUUAUUUAUGGAUGCCGAUGGAUCCAACUUAUUAAGGUUAAUGGAAUCUCCUCCAACCUCAGACACUUACAUGGAUGUUCAUUUGACAUCAGAUAGUAAUCUAAAAGCCAAGCAAAAUAGGAACGCUAUGAAAAAUAGAAGAAAUUCAUAUUUGAUCAAUAAGCAGGGGUCUCCUCUCCCUAAAGAGCUAGAUGUCCAUGAAGGUAAUGUCGCUGAGCAACACCAGCAAGCUCCAAGAAAAAGCAAGCUCGUAGAGCUUCAUAAUGCCACAAGCGCCAAUAACGACUUGGAAGUAAAGAAUGAUAAUAUGAUACAUGAGCUAAAUAGACAAAUUUCACUCAACCCUGAGUCCGAUUCUGAUUUCAAUGAAGAAAAGAAAAAACAUAUGAAGAAAAGUACAUUGCCUUUCAGAAGAAUUUUUAGAAUGAGAAGAGAUAGUAACACUAGUGUGCUUGACACUAACGAUAAAAGAAUAUCUAAUAAGACAGCACUAACAAUCCCGGAAAAUUCUGUGCUCAAUAUCAAGAAUGGACAUAAAUAUGCUCUGAAUUUUGACUAUGAUGAUAAUUUAGAUGAAGAUGAUGAAGAAGAUGAUGAUGAUGAUAACAGUGUGGAUUUACGCUCACAAUUUUUCCAAUUAAAUAAAAUUACGAAUCUUCUAGACCCCGAAAACAAUCAUGGUACUACCACAGAAGGCAGGACAGUGCUAAAUGUGACGAACGGUGCUACGAAUGCAAGUACCCUAUCAGGUAAUGUAUCCAAAAUCAAGUCUCAUUUUCCCCAACUUCCGAGAGGUUCCUUAUUAGAUACUGCUAAAAAUAGUAGCUCAAAAUCUGAGUCAUUAAGUAUAUCUAAAAAUGGGGUACUGAACGAAGAUGAUACUAGUAUAUAUACAAUGAAUGAAAGUGUGCAAAUUGCAGAUGGUGACAAUGAUCUUUCCGAUAUUUACUCCUAUAUUACUGAGCAGGAUCUGGACAAUCUCAAUUUAGAUAUCGUCCCCUCUAAUGAUGAGAAAUCGUACUCUUUGAAGCAUAAUUCAACUGCUGAUAUCUCGAAGGAGUCACAUUCACCAAAUAGUAUGAACGUUGUUCCGAGUAACACAUUAACGGAGCAGGAAUCAGAAGGUUUGAGUGCAGUGUCAUCAUAUGGCAAAUCUCUUCUAGGUUCUGAUUUCAGUGACACUGAUUUUAUAAAACCCAGUGAGUCAACUCUUGAUAGUGAUGUAGCUAUACUAGAUUCGGAUAUGCCUCAAAAUACGGUCGGUUCUCAUUCAAUUCCAAUGUCCUUUGAAGGGUAUGGUCUUCACAAAAGUCCAGAUGAUUCGGCGCUGAGAAACAUAUUCGACAAGGAAGUACUCAAUAUUAGAUCUUCCAAAAAUGCCCAAGGAAGAGAUAGGAAAUCACUUGGGACAUCUUUGCGAGAUACAGCACUACACAAUUCUUCAAGCAAACGUAAUUCUGUGGCGUCAGCUGCCGCGAUCAAACACUCGAUAUCUCAGAGGCAACACGCUCGAUCGACUUCAUCAGCAAGCAAUGAAAAUGUGAAGCAUACUGGACCUAUCGAUGUCACCGCACAUAGAAAUAGAAAUCGCAGUGCUUCCAAUCUAAAGCCGGAAUAUUCACCUUCUCCAAUGGCGCCAAGUAAUUAUUCAAGUAGGCGUAAUUCUAAAGAAGGUUUGCAUAUUGAAAAGAACUCUGAAUUCACUGUACAUCCACAGGCCAUUUCUCAAUUAUCAACCUUGUUUAACAAGAAAAAACAGAAAGUGACAGAUGCGGCGGAUGUUUUAGAAUACUUUUCAUUUGUUUCAGGAGAUAAAGUUCCCAAAUAUGAGGCAAUGGAUUUAGAUGUAUACAUUCAAUCAUCAGAAAAGUAUAAAAAGGAUCCAUUUACUACUAGUGUCAGAAAAUCCGCGAAAGUUUUUGAAGUGAUUGGGUUCAUCCUUUUCAUGUAUACAACAAACUAUAAACCUGUUGAUUAUGAGCUGGAUGGCAUGAAUAUGGACGAGCUAAUGAAUCCUAACAAUUUUUCUUUACAUGUCGUUGAUGAAGAUGGUGAACCUUUUGAGGACAAUUUCGGAAAGCUAAACAGAAAUAGUGCAAUGCAGUCCGUGUCAGACAAUGAAAUAGUUCUAUGUAGGGCCGGUGAGGCGGAAAAGACGAAGAAUCAAACAGAAACUCCAAUACCGUAUAACUUGAAUGGGGAAAUGCUGGAUACCGUUCAUACCGGUUCUUAUCCCAGUACUGCCUCCAACAUCGAGUCUGCUGAUAAUACUAUCAAUCAAUUAAGCUUUUAUAAACCAAUUGUAGGCAAUACAGAUGAGCUAGACAAUGCAGGAAAUAGCUCCAAUGUGAUCGAAGUAACAGUAUAUUUAUAUCCAAAUGUUAAUCCCAAAUUUAAUUUCACCAAGAUCAAUGUAUUGGUAACAGCCAAUGUGAAUGAUAUACUGGUAAAAUACUGCAGAAUGAAAAACAUGGAUCCAAAUGAGUAUUGUCUAAAAUUAACUGGUAAAAAUAGCGUUCUGGAUUUAAAUGAUACUGUUCUUAGGUUAGAUGGGAACAAUAAAGUAGAAAUUGUCUCUAAGAAGGAUGCAAGAGAACUUCAUUUAGAAAAGAUAAGACCUGAUUUGAAAAAACCAAACCUACCUACUAUACAAAGUAAUGAUUUGACACCAUUAACGCUAGAGGCUGAUAGAUCGUACCUUAAUGUUGACAAUGACAAAAAGCCCGUCGAAGGUAGUUUGGGCAUUGCAAGGUCUGCUUCUAGAUCUAGAAAAACAUCCGGUAAGUAUAAACUAGGUCUCUCAAAGCAAGUUGCCUAUUCUGCUGGUGUUAGUGGUGGUGGUUUCUUUAAAACGAAAAAUACGUCAAAGUCAUCAUUACAAACACCUCAACAGUCAUAUCAUCAAAAUACAUCACAACACAGUAUUAGUGGUACUCCAGAAAAUCCAAAUGGGAAUACCUUCCAGGAUUUAUUCUCUGGUGCAUAUCACAAGUAUAAAGUUUGGAGAAGGCAGCAGAUGUCCCUAAUCAACAAGCAUGAGAGAACUCUGGCACUGGAUGGUGACUAUGUUUAUAUAGUUCCUCCGGAAGGCAAAAUGCAUUGGCAUGAGAAUAUCAAAACAAAAUCUUUUCAUAUCAACCAAAUUAUACUAGUAAAAAAAUCUAAACGUGUUCCAGAAUAUUUCAAGAUCUACGUCGAAAGAGGUCCGAGCGAUAUCAAGAGGUAUUAUUUUGAGGCGCUCUCUGCACAAGAAUGCACAGAAAUUGUAACCAGAAUUGAGAACCUUUUGAGUGCAUAUAAAAUGAACCACAAAUAG